This is a messenger RNA of Equus caballus (horse), 13528 nucleotides long. RefSeq names its product ARFGEF family member 3 (gene ARFGEF3). Gene Ontology annotation, molecular function: guanyl-nucleotide exchange factor activity. The record is from RefSeq and is a predicted model, not a curated record. NCBI's taxonomy places the organism in Eukaryota, Metazoa, Chordata, Mammalia, Perissodactyla, Equidae. Gene Ontology annotation, biological process: regulation of ARF protein signal transduction.
CGCGGCGCCGAGCGGGCGUGCUUCUCUGCGGCCGGAGCGGCGAGCGCAGCGUCCGUCUGGGCGCCGGGCCUGGCCUCGCGCUCCCCUCGCUGCCGGCGGCCGGGCCGCGAGCUCAAGAUGGAAGAGAUCCUGCGGAAGCUGCAGAAGGAGGCGUCCGGGAGCAGGUGCAGAGGCAUCAGGGAGAGCUGCGCCUGGGCCCUGGAAACCCUGGGUGGUGUGGAUACCGUUGUCAAGAUCCCCCCACACUUGCUGAGGGAGAAGUGCCUGCUGCCUUUCCAGCUGGCUUUGGAAUCCAGGAAUGCAAAGCUGGCCCAGCACGCCUUGGCAGGGAUACAGAAGCUCCUGUCAGAAGAGAGGUUUGUAUCCAUGGAGACGGACUCUGAUGAGAAGCAGCUGCUCAAUCAGAUCCUGAAUGCUGUGAAAGUGACACCUUCCCUCAACGAAGACCUGCAGGUGGAGGUCAUGAAGGUUUUACUCUGCAUAACCUACACCCCGACCUUUGACCUGAACGGGAGUGCGGUGCUGAAGAUCGCAGAGUUGUGUUUAGCAUGCCGUAAAGCUGGAUGUCCACAAAUGCAUGAAAUGAUCAAAAUGUCCAUUACGAAACUCCUCACUGCCCUGUGUCUUCGUGUGUUUCCUGGCCAUCAGGGACCUGUGGCUUUUCACAAGGUGUGCAUUGAGACAUACGUGUGUAGCUGCCACCAGCGCAGCAUAAACACUGCUGUGCGGGCCACUCUCAGUCAGAUGCUGAGUGACUUGACUUUGCAGUUGCGCCAGAGGCAGGAGAGCACGAUAAUUGAAAACCCGGAUGACCCACAGGAAUUCAGGAAUCAAGGGUCAACGGUGGAGUCCCUCUGUGAUGACCUUGUGUCUGUGCUCACUGUUCUGUGUGAGAAGCUGCAGGCCGCCAUCAAUGACAGCCAGCAGCUGCAGCUUCUGCACCUGGAGUGUAUCCUGUCCGUGCUCAGCGGUUCCUCCUCCUCCAUGCACCUGCACCGAGGCUUCACAGACCUGAUCUGGAAAAACCUUUGCCCCGCUCUCAUUGUGAUCCUGGGGAAUCCAGUUCAUGACAAAACCAUCACGUCUGCUCACAGCAGCAGCACAAGCACCAGCAUCGAGCUGGACUCUGCGUCUCCAGGAGUUUCCGACCACGGCCGGGGCUCAGGUUGUUCCUCCACUGCGCCAGCCCUGAGCGGGCCUGUGGCUCGGACUAUCUACUACAUUGCAGCUGAGCUGGUCCGGCUGGUGGGGGCAGUGGACUCCAUGAAGCCCGUGCUCCAGUCCCUCUAUCACCGCGUGCUGCUUUAUCCCCCACCCCAGCACCGGGUGGAAGCCAUCAAAAUAAUGAAAGAGCUACUUGGGAGCCCACAGCGUCUCUGCGAUUUGGCAGGUCCCAGCUCCACUGAACCAGAAUCCAGAAGAAGAUUGGUUUCAAAAAGAAAGUCUCAUCUGGAUCUCCUCAAACUCAUCAUGGACGGCAUGACCGAAGCAUGCCUCAAGGGUGGCGUCGAAGCUUGCUAUGCCGCCGUAUCCUGUGUCUGCACCCUGCUUGGGGCCUUGGAUGAGCUCAGCCAGGGCAAAGGCUUGAGUGAAGAUCAGGUCCAGCUGCUGCUGCUGCGUCUCGAGGAGCUGAAGGACGGGGCUGAGUCCAGCCGGGACUCCAUGGAGAUCAACGAGGCUGACUUCCGAUGGCAGCGGCGAGUCCUGUCCUCAGAGCACACACCCUGGGAACCGGGGAAUGAGAGGAGCCCAGACAUCAGCAUUAGUGUGACCACAGACACGGGCCAGACCACUUUGGAGGGAGAACUGGGUCAGACUACACCUGAGGACCACUCCGAACUCCUCAAGGACGGGCUCAAGUCGCCAGCUGUCCAGAAGAGCAAGGAGACCCUGGGUAAGGCAUCAGAGCCAGAAGCAGUGGACCAGCCAGAUGUGGUGCAGGGAAGCCACACGGUCGCGUACCCUGACAUCACUAAUUUCCUGUCGGUGGACUGCAGGAUGAGGUCCUACGGAUCAAGGUAUAGUGAGAGCAAUUUCAGCGUUGAUGACCAAGACCUUUCUAGGACAGAAUUUGAUUCCUGUGACCAGUACUCGAUGGCAGCAGAAAAGGACUCAGGGCGGUCUGACGUAUCGGACAUCGGGUCCGACAACUGUUCGCUUGCUGACGAAGAGCAGACCCCUCGGGACUGCCUGGGCCACAGGUCCCUGCGAACCGCUGCUCUGUCUCUGAAACUGCUGAAGAGCCAGGAAGCCGACCAGCAGAGUGCCAGGCUGUUUGUGCAGUCACUGGAGGGCGUCCUUCCUCGCCUCCUGGCUCUGCCUAGCAUGAGGGAGGUGGACUCAGCCCUCCAGAGCUUCGCCUCUUCCUUCUGCUCAGGCAUGAUGCACUCUCCCCGACUGGACGGGAACAGCAGCCUGGGCUUGCAGAUGCUGAUGAACGCAGACAGCCUGUACACAGCCGCGCACUGUGCUCUGCUCCUCAACCUCAAGCUUUCCCAUGGCGACUACUACCGGAAGCGGCCCUCCCUGGCACCUGGCGUGAUGAAGGAGUUCAUGAAGCAGGUCCAGACCAGCGGGGUGCUGAUGGUCUUCUCCCAGGCCUGGAUCGAGGAACUCUACCAUCAGGUGCUCGACAGGAACAUGCUCGGGGAAGCUGGCUACUGGGGCAGCCCUGAGGACAACAGCCUUCCCCUCAUCACCAUGCUGACUGAUAUCGAUGGCUUAGAGAGUAGUGCAAUUGGGGGCCAGCUGAUGGCCUCGGCGUCUGCAGAGUCCCCUUUCGCCCAAGCCAGGAGAAUUGACGACUCCACCGUGGCAGGUGCGGCGUUUGCUCGCUACAUUCUGGUUGGCUGCUGGAGGAACUUGAUCGAUACUUUAUCCACCCCGCUGACGGGCCGAAUGGCAGGGAGCUCCAAAGGGCUGGCCUUCGCUCUGGGUGCUGAAGGCCUCAAAGAGCAGAACCAGAAAGAGCGCGACGCCAUCUGCAUGAGCCUCGACGGGCUGCGGAAAGCGUCGCGGCUGAGCUGUGCUCUGGGAGUGGCAGCCAACUGCGCCUCUGCCCUUGCCCAGAUGGCAGCGGCCUCCUGUGUCCAGGAGGAGAAGGAGGACAAGGAGGCCCCGGAACCCAGUGAUGCCAUUGCACAAGUGAAACUAAAAGUGGAGCAGAAACUGGAGCAGAUCGGGAAGCUGCAGGGCCUGUGGCUGCACACAGCCCACGUCUUGUGCAUGGACGCCAUCCUCAGCGUGGGCCUGGAGAUGGGAAGCCACAACCCGGACUGCUGGCCACACGUGUUCAGGGUCUGCGAGUAUGUGGGCGUGCUGGAGCACACCCACUUCAGCGAUGGCACCUCCCAGCCGGCUCUGACCAUCAGCCGGCCCCAGAAGACAUGCGGAGGCUCUGAGCUCCCUGGGGCCCCGCAGGGUGAGAGUGCGUCCCCAGAGCAGAGCCAGGAGCAGGAGAUCCCGCUGAGCCUGGCCCCAGCCCUCCAGCCACUCUCGGUCCAGGAGCUCGUCAGCGAAGGCCGCCGGGGCCGGGCCUCUGACUUCCGCGGCGGCAGCCUCAUGACAGGGAGCAGUGCCGCCAAGGCCGUGCUCGCGCUGUCCACUCAGGCUGACAGGCUCUUUGAAGAUGCUACGGAUAAAUUGAACCUAAUGGCUUUGGGGAGUUUCCUUCACCAGCUGAAGAAGGCGUCACAGUCCCAGCUAUUCCGUUCUGUCACAGAUACUGUGGAUUACUCCCUGGCAAUGCCAGGAGAAGUUAAAUCUACCCAAGACCGAAAAAGUGCCCUCCACCUGUUCCGCCUUGGGGAUGCCAUGCUAAGAAUCGUGCGGAGCAGAUCACGGCCCCUGCUACACGUGAUGCGCUGCUGGAGCCUGGUGGCCCCACACCUGGUGGAGGCUGCCUGCCAUAAGGAAAGACAUGUGUCUCAGAAGGCUGUUUCCUUCAUCCACGAUAUACUGACAGAGGUUCUCACUGACUGGAACGAGCUACCUCAUUUUCACUUUAAUGAAGCCCUCUUCCGACCUUUUGAGCGCAUCAUGCAGCUGGAGUUGUGUGAUGAGGACGUGCAAGACCAGGUCGUCACAUCCAUAGGUGAGCUGGUUGAAGUGUGUUCCGCCCAGAUCCAGUCGGGAUGGAGGCCCUUGUUCAGUGCCCUGGAAACAGUGCGCGGCGGGAACAAGGCUGAGGUGAAGGAGUACCUGGUUGGUGACUACUCCAUGGGAAAAGGCCAGGCUCCGGUAUUCGACGUGUUUGAAGCUUUUCUCAACACUGACAACAUCCAGGUCUUUGCGGACGCAGCCACUAGUUACAUCAUGUGCCUCGUGAAGUUUGUCAAAGGGCUGGGUGAGGUGGACUGUAAGGAGAUCGGAGACUGUGUCCCAGGACCAGGAGCCACAGCCCCGGACCUGUGCCUCCCUGCGCUGGAUUACCUCCGGCGCUGUUCUCAGUUAUUGGCCAAAAUCUACAAAAUGCCCUUGAAGCCAAUAUUCCUUAGUGGACGACUUGCUAGCUUGCCUCGAAGACUUCAGGAACAGUCGGCAAGCAGUGAGGACGGAAUUGAGUCAGUCCUGUCGGAUUUCGAUGAUGACACUGGUCUGAUAGAAGUCUGGAUCAUCCUGCUGGAGCAGCUAACAGCAGCCGUGUCCAACUGUCCACGUCAGCACCAACCGCCAACCUUGGAUUUACUCUUCGAGCUGUUGAGAGAUGUUACCAAAACUCCUGGACCAGGGUUCGGUAUCUACGCGGUUGUUCACCUCCUCCUCCCUGUGAUGUCCGUUUGGCUCCGUCGUAGCCAUCAGGACCACUCUUACUGGGAUGCAGCCUCUGCCAACUUCAAGCAUGCCAUUGGCCUGUCCUGUGAGCUGGUGGUGGAGCACGUUCAGAGCUUUAUACACUCAGACAUCAGGUACGAGGGCGUGAUCAACACCAUGCUGAAGGACCUCUUUGAGUUGCUGGUGGCCUGUGUGGCCAAACCCACGGAAACCAUCUCCAGGGUGGGCUGCUCCUGUAUCCGGUACGUCCUCGUGACAGCAGGCCCUGUGUUCACUGAGGAGAUGUGGAGGCUCGCUUGCUGUGCACUGCAGGAUGCGUUCUCCGCCACACUCAAGCCAGUGAAGGACCUGCUGGGCUGCUUCCACAGCGGCACAGAGAGCUUCAGUGGGGAAGGCUGCCAGGUGCGGGUGGCGGCCCCCUCCUCUUCCCCCAGUGCCGAGGCCGAGUACUGGCGCAUCCGAGCCAUGGCUCAGCAGGUGUUUAUGUUGGACACUCAGUGCUCACCAAAGACCCCAAACAACUUGGAUCACGCCCAGUCCUGUCAGCUUAUUAUCGAGCUGCCUCCAGAUGAGAAGCAAAACGGGCACGCCAAGAAGAGUGUUUCUUUCAGGGAGAUCGUGGUGAGCCUCCUGUCUCACCAGGUGUUGCUGCAGAACUUAUAUGAUAUCUUGUUGGAAGAGUUUGUCAAACGCCCAUCUCCUGGAGAGGAGAAGACCGUCCAACUGCCCGAAGCCAAGCUGGCCGGCUUCCUCAGGUACAUCUCCAUGCAGAACCUGGCGGUCAUAUUUGACCUGCUGCUGGAUUCAUACCGGACGGCCAGAGAGUUCGACACCAGCCCUGGGCUAAAGUGCCUGCUGAAGAAAGUGUCUGGCAUCGGGGGUGCUGCCAACCUGUACCGCCAGUCUGCCAUGAGUUUUAACAUCUACUUCCACGCACUGGUCUGCGCUAUCCUCACCAGUCAAGAAGCCAUCACUGCCGAGCAAGUGAAGAAGGUUCUUUUUGAAGAUGACGAGAGAAGCACAGACUCUUCCCAGCAGUGUUCAUCAGAAGAUGAAGACAUCUUUGAGGAGACUGCCCAGGUGAGCCCCCCAAGAGGCAAGGAGAAGAGGCAGUGGAGGGCUCGGAUGCCCUCCCUGAGCGUCCAGCCCAUCAGCAAUGCAGACUGGGCGUGGCUGGUCAAGCGGCUGCACAAGCUGUGCAUGGAAUUGUGCAACAACUAUAUCCAGAUGCACCUGGACCUGGAGAACAGCAUGGAGGAGGCUCCUCCCUUCAAGAGCGACCUGUCCUUUACCCUCCCCUCCUUCCCGUCCGAGUCAUCAACCCCGUCAACCGGGGGAUUCUCGGGGAAAGAUACCCCCUCUGAGGAUGACCGGAGUCAGACACGGGAUCACACGGGUGGGUCCCUGAGCCUGAGGGGGGCCAGUGGGGAGCUGCCACCGCCCCCGAGUCCCAAGGGGGAGAAGAAGGAUGCCAGCAGGAAGAAGGAGUGGUGGGAGAGCGCGGGCAACAGGAUCUGCACCAUGGCAGCUGACAAGACCAUCUCAAAGCUGAUGGCCGAGUACAAACGGAGGAAGCAGCAGCAUAACCUGCCGCCGUUCCCUAGAGAGGCCAAGGUGGAGAAGAAGGCGGAGGCCCUGGGCCCCAGGGGCCCCGACUCCCCCCUGCUACAGCGGCCCCAGCACCUGAUAGACCAGGGUCACAUGCGCCACUCCGUCAGCGCGGGCCCCGAGCUGCUGCGACAGGAGAGGAGGCCGCGCUCUGGCUCCACCGGCAGCUCCCUGAGCAUCUCCGCAAGGGACGCUGAGGCGCAGAUCCAGGCGUGGACCAACAUGGUGCUAACAGUUCUCAAUCAGAUUCAGACCCUCCCAGACCAGACCUUCACGGCCCUCCAGCCAGCAGUGUUCCCGUGCAUCAGCCAGCUGACCUGCCACGUGACGGACAUCAGAGUCCGCCAGGCUGUGAGAGAGUGGCUCGGCAGAGUGGGCCGUGUCUACGACAUCAUUGUGUAGAAGACUCACGUUCUGAUCCCAAGGAAGGCAGUAGCAAGGGUUCGAGGAUAGAGUGUGCCUGCCAGUCCAGCUGGUAGUAUUUCCCACCAGAACCAGUGCCUCAGGACAACCAGCAGCUCCUGGCUCAUCAGUGCCAGGGCUGUUCCGGGUACUAAGGUCAUGUCUAGAUGACACAGUGAUACUCUGAUUUUGCACAUUAUUUCAGAAGAGUCUGCAUUCCUUGACACAUUUCUAAAUCUUCAAGUUUAUUUCCCAGUGCUUUUGCCUGCAAUGUUAUCCCAAAAAGGAUCACUUUCAAGGACCACUCCUUUGAAAACACUACAUUGAUCCAUUGAUCUAUCAUUUUUUAAAAAAAUAAUGCAAUUGUUAAAGAAAUGCCUACUGGUAAGUCAGGCUGACAUACACUCACACAUCCUGUACCAGACAUUAUUAAUUGGAGGAAGAUUUAUGUUAUGAUUAUGUGUUUGGCAGGGAAGAAAACAGCUGGAAAAAUAUGUUCUUGGGUGUCAUAAUCAAGAGAGGGAUGACUUACUCUGAAAUAUUCCAGAACAUUCCAAAUUGUUCCUAAGUUGUCAGGAUCUUCUGGUUAGUAGGCACCCACCUCUUCAGUAAGGUACUGUUGUGCCUUAUUUCCCUGUUUCUGGAGGAAGAGAAUUCUUUCCUGGCAGGGUUUAAGUCUGUAGCACGACAGCCUCUGACACACAGUACCCAGUGGUGGUGUUGUCAUGAGGCCUAAAGGGACUGGCCACCUUGACUGUCCCAUGAGUCUUUGCUUUUGCUCCCAAGACAAAAAGGGAAAGAGAAAGAAAGAAAGGUGCCUUAGUCUUUUGUCGCACAGACAUUUCUAUGCUCCAGUUAUCUGAACAUAGGUACAUUUGGUCAUUAAGAAAACAAAACAUUGAAAUGCAACUUAUUUUAUGUGGACACCCAUGGAGGAAAGGAACUCAGUUCUCCAUCCAGUGAGCAGACUUCUCAGGGGAGGGUGGGGAAGCAGAUCAUGAGGAAAUCAUUUUAAACCUAAAAGUGUAUACAACAGUCACAGGACGUUGUGGUGUCCGUUACACAAGCUCUGGUCUCAGAAGAAAAUAAACUGAGGAAGAGGGGCACAGUGUGAAGUUUAGCAGAGUACGUUUUCACUUUAGCAUGGUUCUCCUGCCUGGCGAGUCAAUCACCCUGUGUUUGGGGUCUUUUCAUUCAGGCUAGUGUUUUAAGUGGAUGUUUCUUUUCCUGAAUAUUACUGGAAAAUUAGUUUGGAAGCUUUAUCUUAUUAUUUACUGUAUACUUAAUAUUUCUUAAAUUACUGUAAUGAUUGAAACUCCUCAGUCAAGCCCACUCAUAUACGUUCUCGAGAGUAGAGUUAGCUUCUUAAGACGUACAGUAGACUUUUUCCAGCCCCUAAAAAUCAUCCGUAAUCGAAUGUCAUCCUGUAAAAAUAAAGCAUCAGCUCUUCAGUAUGGAAGUAAGGAUUUAAAACUGAGAACUUCAUUCGGUUCUGGUGUUUGUAAACUUUGUCUUCCCUGAGAAUGUACCGCAGCCUGCAAGGCUCCAAGGGAGACGGUCCCGGGCUUGCUUAGGCCGUCGCCAAGACCCUUACCAUCCGGUGUGCCGAGCAGGGGUCACUACAGAAUUACUCAGAAGGCGCUUUCCAGCUCCACAGAAUGCCCUGCCUUCAGCUUUUGCUCAUUCGAUGAUAAUUCAGGUUUAGAAACAGAUCGACUAUUUGAUCUUAACAAGCAUUGAAUUGUUGGGAUAGCAGUGAGCUGUGUUCCAUACUUUUGAAUUUUUAUAUAUUGUAAGUAGAAUUGAAAGUUGGGUAGAUCCAUUUUUAUUUAACAAAAGCAGUGCACCUUGGUUGUUUGGGGUUUUUUUGCAGUUUGUCUGAGGUUCAGUUCUCCUUUGUGAGCCCGUCAAUAAUACAAAAUUUACUGGGGGGAAAAAGCUUCAGUAAAGCAGAGUAAUUAAAAAAUGUUUACAUGUAGUAACUUUUUAUAAAGUGUAAAAAUUCAGAGGAAGCCAGUCUCAGUUUAUGGAUGUCAUGUCCCAGAGCGUGUUAGUUCAUUGUUCAGAAGUCUGAAUUCAUCCCCCGCAGUCUCCAUUGUGGCAUCCAGGGCUGGUUUAUGAAAACAGGUCUGCCCCACCCUGUGUCCACACUCUUCUCUAGUGCUGGCCUGACCAAGUCCGGAGAAUAAAACCAGGGGAGGAUGUGCAGAGCUCUGGACCCACAACUCUGUCAGGCAUUUGCCCUCCCCUUCUUUGGUAAAGAAGGGCUGCAAACUCAAAGGUGGAGGACCUCCUGCCUGAGGGCCCUCCAGGCGCAGGUUUACAGGAGCUAGUGCGCUGCUCCUCAGCUCGCGCCUGGGCUUGCGUCUCCUGACCAGCUUUUAUACCCUCUUGUCAUCCCUCCCUUGUGGUGGUUUUCUAGCCUUCUCCAUCGAUGCAAAGCUAGAGCUCCUUUUACCAUUUUUAGGCUGUUUAAUGACUGACCAAGACAGAAGCUAACGUACACAGCAGCUCUGAUUGAAGUAUUUUCAUCAAAUGUGAAAAAAUGCUAACAUACUUCAGGAGUACCUUUAGAAGGGAACUUGUUGAUAUGAUAUCAUUAGGCUUCUUGGUCUAAGGAGAGGUAUGUACAAUCAACAGCCUUAACUGUAAGAAGGUAACACAAUUAUGCAACAGAGACCCUUGACUUCCCCAAACACAUCACAAUACCGCCCACGUGGGAGCCUAUCCUUCCUCAGCAUCAGUCCCAUCAGACAGAACAGCAUGAAGACCUUUGCUGGAGCCACAACAGCAGGAGGGUGCAGCCGGCAGGAGAGUGGCGUUUGUUGAGUGCCACUGUGACUGGACUUCACCCACGUUGUCCUGUUUAAUUCUCACAAUGACACCUUGUGAAGCAGGUCCUGUUUGCCUCAUUUUUUCAGAUGAGGACUUAGAGAGUUUAAGAAACUUGCCAGAGAUAACCAGUAAAUGGCAAAGUUGGUUGCACAAGCGGCACUCCUGCAUUUCGAAGGCCUGCUCGCUCUGCUUCACCUACUAGUGCACACACGCUAGUGUUCUGAGGAAUUGGAAAGUUAAAAUAAGUGGAAAUUGCUUGAUAUCCCAGAUCUAUAAUGUAAUGGAUAUUUUAAAAAUAGAGUUAAAAAAAGAAUAAGAAAAAGGUAGUGUUUAUACACAGAAAGAUCAUAUAUAACAUAAUAUUUUUUGUCUGUUUGAAAAUAAAGGAAACAAAAUCUAAAUUUUAAUCUUAAGGCAGAGCCUCAGUAGAAUUUAGAAAACUCACUAAGUUAGGUGGAAAUGAAGGAAUAAUGUUAUUCAUGACCAGCUGUUAUGCCAAGAACCAGUCUGUGUCAGAAGGACAUGCACAAUUUGGAAACCUUUGAGUUCCCGUCCAGUUGCUCAGAAUGAAGUGCCCUGUAGCCACAGUGCCUCCACUUGCUCCUGGGAGUGGGUAACACUAGGUUUGCAGGCAGUCAGAAUGCAAGGGUAUGCCGAAGGCCCUGGUCGGAAGAGGAUGCCACUGGUGGGGCGAGAGUGCUUAAAGGCCCAGGUACUGAGGGCAUCGGGUCGGAACCCACGGUGCCCUGUGCCAUGAGGCCUCCUCAGAGUUCUGCUGCUGCGCAGACGAGGAGUCAGGUAGAGGCCCAGCCAUGUGCUGCAUCACGUGGACAACAGGACUCACAUGCUGGGGACCACCUCGGUGAGCCCCAUGAGAUCUAGUGUGGCCUUCAGAAAGCGAGACUACUUUUAAGCACUUUUUAUUGGAAAUAUGAACUGCUUAUUGGUAAGAUUUAUGAAACUGGUAAAAAAUUAUAAUUAUGCCUCAUCAAAAAAAGAAAUGUGUUCUCGUUCAUUAGUGGAACAGUCUAGAAAACUGUCUGUGAGACCCUCUUCUUCUGCUUGUGUUGUAAUGUUUGUAUUUUAUGUGGAGAUAACAAAGUUUUGGACUAGGACACCAUUUAGAUUUCCAAAACACAAUUAUUACUUCAGGGAAGAUAGACCAAAAAAGAAAAGUCACCCCUUGGGAUAGUCUAGGAGAAACUCAGUUGAAAACUGGGCUCAACAUCCUCAAACAGCGGCACCACUUAUUAACUGAAGAAAACCCACCACCACACCACUAGCACGCCGCAAAACCUUUCCCUCUACCGCUGAGGGAUAACGCGAGGCUCCAGGGAGGAGAGACUGGCCGGCCGCCUUGGUGACAAGCUGCAGUCAGCUGCUGGUGAGUCCUAUCUGGUGAUGGGUCUUCCAGCCUUUCCAACCACCCUGAGUGUUUGUACUGUUACUCCCUACCAUGCAGAGUGAAGUAGGGGUUGUCCAGUGUCCUCGGACUUUAGAAUAGUGGUUCUUAAACUUUAGCAAACAUCAGAAUCACCUGGAGGGCUCACCAACGCCCAGGGUUUCUGAUUCACUAGGUCUGGAAAUUUGCAUUUCUAACCUGUCCCCGGGUGUGGAUGGGGCUGCUGGUCUGGGGACCACAUGUGGAGAACCACUGCCUUGAAAGCACCUCCAGCUACGGCCUUUGAGGUCAGCCUGACAACAAGCACUAGCGGAGAACUGGACCGAACCUUGGCAGACACCCUGGGACUGGAGCCCUGCAGCGUUCCCGCUUAGUCUGCCCAGGUUUCUUAGCCCAGCAACUGGUGUUUACAAGCUGGAAGACUAUGAAUGUAUAAGUUCUGUGGACAGUGAGAUGGGUCUGAGCUUCUGGUCUUUGUGUCUAGAAACGCUGAUUCUAUGGAUGAUCAUUCGUAUUACACUGACCCUUUGACUUGUCCUGAGGUGACUUGACUUAAGUAUGUCGCGUUUGAGUUCCUUCUGUCCGUGCAUCUGUAAUGGGAUGUUCCCAUGUUGACUCCGCUACAGCCUUGGCUUCUGGCUUCCAGAGGUGUUUGCGCAGUGGCUCACUGGCCAGUCGUUUUGCAUCCCUCCUUAGUCAUUAGAAUAUCAGCACGUCAAGAGACGAUAUCCCUGCUGAAUGCACCGUCAUCCAUCCCUUAGCUGCUUGGUAUAAAUUAAUAUUUUAAUAUCUUAUUUAUCUCUAAGGAACCUACCAAAUGGCUUCAUGGAAAUUUGCAAACUGAACCAACCCCCUUUUGAGCAGUACACGUGCCUGUUUUAAGAGCUUUUUGGUAAAUGUGUUUUGUUUGUGCGUGUGCCUGCACAGUGGAGACAAUGUUCAUGAUCUCAUCUUCCAAAUCAUGGGAAAAACGUAGAAGUCAUGAAUAUGCUCUGGGAAUACAGUGAAGUCACAUUAACUCAAAUAUGGAUGGGGUCUUAGUUUAUCUCUUAACACUUUGUUCAAUUAAUUAGCUUCAGAAUUUUUUCCAUUAAAAACAUAAGGAUCAUUGAGGGAAUAAUUCAAGAGAAAUUAUAUACCUUAAAAUCAUCACCAUAUAAACUGUAUUAAUUACACACAAUUCUUAUUGAUCUAAUAAAGUUUCUCUAAAGACUUAUGUUUAAAUACCCUGAUGUUAUUUAAAUUACUUUAGAUUGCUGUAUGAGUAGAAAGUAAUGACUAUGUUUACUAGAAUGAGAAAGCGCAUCGAAGUGUUAAUCAUAUCAAGGAUUCAAGUCCUUGCCUCUGUAGAGGAAAUAAUUGAAGCUUUUUUAUUUCACUUGUUUCCCAGAAUCAUUUUUGCAAAUUGUGUUCUUUUAAUAAUAACUGAUUUUUAAUUAAGUUUUAAAAAUUAAUCUCUAGGAAUAAUUUAUUUUGAAUUUGUUUUACCAACUGGUGCCAAAAAGGGGCGGGGGAAUCUAAAAGUCAGUCUUUUGAACCAACAUGUAUAAUGUUAUGUUUCCUCUUUAAGUGGGGAGCUCAAACCCCUGACACUCCAGCCUCCGGUGGCAUCCACGCUACCUUGUGAUUACGUGCAAGCUGCUCUCUGCUCCUCCCUGUGCAUUCCAACUGAUUCUUUUCAGAAGUGGUCCUCUCUAAUAAAAAUCGGUUUCCCACUCAAUAGGCAAAACUGGACAAAGAUUAAUGCUUUACUAUGUUUGGUUUCACUUGAGUUCCAGCCACGUGGUGGGAUAUCGGUGUGGCUGAUGGGAGCCAGAGGACGUUCCUGGGAAAGGAAGGGCUGGGUGGUUUUGUGUCAGGGGAUUGGGAAGAAGGGAGCUAAGAAUAAGAGGUUUGUGGCCCUAAUGAAGCCAAAGGACUAUUAUUCAAGAUGAUUUUCCUGCUUCUCGAAGAGGAAUAAGCUUAAAUCACGUUAUGAACAGUUCCCCUACCCCCGUCUCCCACUCUAAACAUUAAAGCCAGUGGUGGUGAGGGUCCUUUAUCCUGUCUUGUUUAUGCCAAAGAAUCAACUUGUUUUCAUUGAAAAUUAUAAAUAAGCGAAGCUUGGUAUAGCCAUAAAGAUUUGAGUCAGUAUGCCAUUUUAUCUGUAGAACGCAAAAUUCAUCCUUGCAACCCGUUCACCAGGAGCCUCAGAGCAUUUCCUUUGCUCCAAAGGACUGGUCAAGGAAGUACAAUUUCUGUUUUGCCUUAUUUAGUCAGUUUGGUCACAUUUAUUUUUUAAAAAACACAGGAAACCACCCUUCUUUGUAUCUUGAUAUAACUGUUUGAUUUGAUACAAUCCGUCUGUCUGUUGUUUAACAGGUCCCUGUAAGCAAGCUUGCAAGCGUAUUUUGUGUACAUUUUAUCCGAAGUGAAAAUGAAAAUUCUAAAGAGAAAAUAUUUUAAAAGAUAUUGUAUUUAUGUUGCUUGUGUUGUAGAAUAAAGAUUCAGAUGCAUUAAAAAAUCUCA